AUUAAACCGUCCAUCUAGUUUCCGAACGAAGUCAUCAUUAGACGUACGCGUACACAAGAAAGUUUUUGUUGUAUUUUCACUUACAAUAGCGAAAUUGUGUGUUACAAAACGAUAUCGUCAUCAAAACAUUAUUGCUUCAUUCAUCGAGUUCAUUUUAAAGCAAAGCUUUAAUUAAGUGUCGUAUUGUAAUAUUGUAACAUUUUAAGAUCAUUCGAUCUCGGUCAGAAAGUUACAUCCCAUCCUAAGUUGGAAAGUCUCAACAAGGCCGUUUCAUACAGCUUUUCUACCGUGGGACCGUUCGAGAAACCCGUACAAUGGCGUAAACGCAAAUUAGAAAAUCGGCUAAACAAUUGGCGCGCAAAAACUCCGCCAUCUUGAGGAAUAAAAUGUGACGCAACGCCAUCUAGCGGUUGAUUGGUGAACUAAGUGAAAGUGAAGAUGAAGUUGAACUUGUUCAAGCGGUCGAUGAUUUUCGCGACCUUUUUCGGGUCGUGUUUGUGUAUAGCGCUGAUAGUGGCGUCUUUGGGGACGACGCAUUGGAUAGAUGCGAGGGCGAGGAGGACGUCGAAUCCUCUGGAUUCUGAGGGGAGGAUCAGCUUCGGGCUGUUUGAGGGGCAUAAGGAGCUCAACUUCGGAUAUGGGUGGAGGAGUCAUAAUUUUAGUGUAAAAGCGGGCACUCACCCGGCACGGCGCUGGGCUUGGAUGGGCACAGCGGCUCAGCUAGCGGCAGCACUCGUAUCAUGUGGCGGCGCCUGCGUACUGGCCGCUUUAGGGUCUGCGGCGCGCACGCGGGCUAUGCCGCGCCCGCUCAUCAUUAGCAACUCGCUGGCAGUACUCUUCACCCUCGGCGCUAUUGCAGUAUGGCUGACGGAGUACUACCUACGGUUGCAGCACAAUGUGAUGUCAGACGAGGACCUGGCUAACACCUGGAGCUCUGACGGUACAGCUGACCUGGGGUUAUCCUUCUGGCUCGUGGUCGCCGCGUCCAUAUCGGCGUUUGUGAACAACGUUUGCAUCAUGGUCGCCAUGGCCGACGAGCGAGACGCAGAUACCAUAGCUCCCGCUCUAGAGGAGAAGGUCAACGGGGCUAUCAUGCUAUAUUAACCCGCUGGUGUCGACUGCCGAGAGAAAUGAACAGGAACCAAUCCGUCCAUUGAAACCACACAAAUAAUGUUGGUAUACAAAACGUUUGCUUUAAAAUGAUCACUAAAACUAGCUCAAAACAUCAAACUCCAUUAAUGUAAGCUGUUCGUUGAGUUAAUGUAAGUUUUAGCAAAGAGAAUUUAAAAUAGAGAGUUACUGUCAUGGUAAAUUAUGUAGCUACAGUACAUUUAGGUGCUGCCAUCUUUCGACAGAAGAUUAAAACUGUUAGAACGCCAUUUGACUUUGAUCAUUAUCCUUUCACUGAUAUCAGUGUGUAUCACAUAUGUGUUAACUUGUUAAAUAUUAAUAUUAACGCCAUCUACUCGAGAGUACAGUCACCUGCAAUAUUAUGUUA
This is a messenger RNA of Cydia splendana, 1498 nucleotides long. RefSeq lists its product as uncharacterized. Bases 439 to 1104 code for a protein of 221 amino acids. The record is from RefSeq and is a predicted model, not a curated record. NCBI's taxonomy places the organism in Eukaryota, Metazoa, Arthropoda, Insecta, Lepidoptera, Tortricidae. The transcript is spliced from 6 exons.